AAGAUUUCAGGUUGUUGGUAUAUGUGACGGGUUGAUAUUUGUGAUCGUGCGUUUGUAUAGGGAAUUCUGCAGUUCUGGUGCAUUUGGUUGGGAGGAGCAGGCCGGUAGCGUGUCGUCGUUUCCUCGGAUUGGGAUCCCCUUUUUUCUUUUCAGGCAGCCUUUUGUGUUUCAUGUCAAAAUUUGUUUGCGUUUUCGGUAUGUCUUAUUAUUGCGUCUUUGGAAGCGAUGUUUCAGGGGGUAUAGAACACCGUCCCACCGAUGGACAGCGGGACGGUUUCAUACAUCAAUUCUCGUGCCUUUGCCUGACUCUGGGAUCAUUGGGUCAGGAUGAGGUUUGCACUUUCACGUCAUUGUUGUGCAUCUCAGACGGAGCUUUUCUUUUUUCUUUUUUCUUUUUUUUUCUUUUUCUGUUGGUUUCUGGCACGACCACGGUUGAAGGGGUUCAACCAUGGCAUUGCAUUUACUUUUCUAGAUUGUUUUUUGGUUUCUGUUUUCUCAGUUCAUCUCUGCACUCUUCGGCAAUAGGAUUCAGGAGAAUCAUGGUAUUGAUCACGGAUGGGAUACAUUGGAACGGACUCUGUUGGGGUGUUGGGGUAUCUUCCUUUUGAGCCAGCAAAAUUUCAGCCAGCGAUGACAGAAUUGGGAUGGGAUCGGAUUGGGAUUGUGAGUGCAAUAUGAUUUGUUCUGAUGUUUCUAUACAUUGAUUUUGUCCAUCUGGUUUUUGUACUUUUCUUGAGUGGUCACUCAGUGCAGACUUAGAGGUAAAGCUACUUUGUACAGGUUCAGCUUGACAGCUCAAGGCAUAAGUAACCUCAAA
Aspergillus steynii IBT 23096 is the source of this 817-nucleotide messenger RNA. RefSeq lists its product as uncharacterized. NCBI's taxonomy places the organism in Eukaryota, Fungi, Ascomycota, Eurotiomycetes, Eurotiales, Aspergillaceae. The coding region runs from base 171 to 608 and encodes 145 amino acids. The transcript has a single exon. The record is from RefSeq and is a predicted model, not a curated record.